UCUCCCCCCGUGUGUCUGAGGUGGGGUGGGGAUGCUGCGUCUGUCCGAGCCUUGGCAAUGGCCUUCCCAGCGCCCAGGCCCCAGCUCUAUCGCUGGCAGCGCCUCACCGCCGCGGCCAGGCCCAAGCCAAAUUUUGACUCUGAUAAUGUGGAGCACUGGAUCAAGCGAGUGGAACAAGCCUCCGAGUUUGCCGUUUCUGAAGCUUUUUCCCUUAAAAAGUCAGCUUAUCCUCAAAGGCCACGUGGUCCUGUGCUGGAUCUGGAAACAGUAGAGCAGCUGCAGGAUCACGAUGAGGCUUAUGCAGAAGCCCAGGAGCUGCUCAAUGAUUGGAUGAAUUCCAAACUGAGACUGGAGCUAGAAAGUGACCAAGAAGAGAAUGUUGGAGAUAAUGCUGCUGAAGAGGCCCCUGCUGGCUUUGUGAAGUACGAGAGGUUUGAUGAUUUGUGUGGUUAUCUGGAACAAGAAAAGGAAAGUACCACUGUUCAGGAUUUUCUGCAGAAUCUUCUGCAAAAUGAAGUGGUAGAUUGUGGGAUAUUAGAAGGCCUCAGGAUUGAAGAAAUCAAGGAAAAGAAAAAAACAAGGGACCCACGAAUUACCAUGGAGCUAAGACACAAGCAGGUUAAAGAAAACUGUUUAAGGCGUCGGAAGGAGCUAGAGCUCCAGAGACGAGAAAAGACCCUGAAAAAAUUAGCCCUGGCUGAGGCUAAGCAGCGAGUGCAGGAGGAGAACAAAAGGCAGGCUCUGAAGGCCAAGAAGGAAGAAGAGGAGAUCCAGCGGGAGAUGGUGAAGCUGCGGAAAGAGAUGGCAGAGAAGAGGCACAUCAUGGGAGAAGCACAAAGAAUAGAGAGGAAGAGGCAAGAAUUAGAAAAAGCUCAGAAACUGGCAGCGGUGGGCCUGUCUCACACUACGCCAAAGCCCCUGGAGCAGGACAAAGAGGAGAAAAAAAGGAGAUUGCAAGAGCUGCUGAGCAAGAGUCACAGUGAAAACCAGAAAUGCCUACAGCAGCAUUUCUCCACUUGGUACAAACUCAUUCUGGAUCAUAGGAUUAAAAUGGGGAAAGCCAGGGCCCUUGCUGACUGGAAGUGCCAGCUGAAGGCCCUGCGAGCCUGGAGGGACUAUACAUGGGUCCAGAAGUUGGAGCAGGAGACUGAGCAGUUGGAGAUUCAUCUCAGGGAUCAAAACAGGAAAAAACAGUUGGCUAUUGAGCAUAACCGGAGACAGGUUUUACGGUGCUGCUUUAUAGAGUGGCAGCUCUGGAGCAGAGCUGAGGCUGAAAAGAGAAAGCUACAGCUGAGACAGAAGGAAACUAGGAAGAAGAUGGCACAGCUGCUGGAGGCAGCAUCAGUGGGGAAACUUGGCACAGACGGAUCAUGGGAUGUUGGCAGGACCAGGAUGAGAAAGGUGACCCAGGAUCAACCUGUGAGGCAAGAGGAGGGGUACAUACCAGCCAUAAACCAGAUGGACUUGGCCAGUUCAGGAGACUUGGAUGGUGUGGACCAACCUUGUAGCUCCUGUACCUCCUCCCACCCUGGGAUAGCACUACAAAUGGUGACUGAAACACCCCUUCUUCAGGAGGAGCCCAUCAAUCCUGUAGAACCCUGUUGUCGGGGUGCUGGUCAGACACCCAGUCUUCAUUCAUGCAAGAAGCCAAAGUAUGCCUGGCAGGUUACCCUACAACACGCUGCUGUGAAUUCACAGGAUCACGCUGAAUCCAGUCAAACAGUCAGUCCCAUACAAUGGUUUGGGGCACCUGGAAAAAAAGUGGCCCCUGCUUUCAGGGGCCACUUUGAGCACCGCUAUGCCUUCCAGCAGCAGCUGAUUGAGAAGCAGAGGAGGCAGCUUCAAGAACAGCAGGAGGUGAUCCUCGAACUGCAGGAAAACCAAUGGCUGAGGAGGGCUAAGCAAGAGGCAGAGCAAGCCACAGCUGUCACCAUGGCACUCAACAAUCCAGUCCCAAAAAUUAAGGAAAAAAUGCUGAAGAGAGGGGAUCUGUCAAGCUGCAAGAGUGUGUCAUCUUUAAGUUCACCUGUGCCUUUGGGGCCAAAGAGCACAAAGACCGUGACCCAAAGCCGAAGGAGCUCAAACCUGCUGAAAGCCAUGGAAGAGAGAGCAAUUCACCGAGCAGAACGGAGGAGGGAACUGGAAGAGGCCAAGAGAAAAAGAGAGGAGGAGAAACUGGUGCAGCUGAAGGCUGAAGAGGAAGAGCGUCAGAGGAAGGAGGCUGCUGAAAAAGAGGCCCAGCUGGAGAAGAGGAGGGAAGAGAGGAGACAGCAGAAAUUGAAAGAACUGGAGAAGCAGAGAAGGCUGGAGAAAGAGCAGCAGCUCCUGGCAAAAGCCAGAGACCAUUACGAGAAGGUCCUGCUGAGAAAGCAGGGGCUGGAGCCCUGGAAGAGGCUGAGGGAGCAAGCCAAGGAAAACAUGGUGGUGGCACAAAAGCACCACGGCUCGGGAUUGCAAAGAAAGUGCCUGCUGGCCUGGCUCUGGCACAUCCAGGAGAGCCUCGCUGAGAAGAUGGCUCAAGCUGAGGAAUUCUGGUCCCGCAUGUUACUCAAAAGGGGCUUCAGGAGCUGGUUAAAGUUCAAGGAUUCUCUCUCUGCUCUGGAAGAGAGAGCUAGCAGGCUCUAUGCAGCCUCCCUCAAGAAGAAGUUAUUCUGGGCAUGGUUUGACCUGCUCAACGAGGAGAAGAGUGCAUUAUGGGAAAAGCAGAAGAUCGCAGCUGAGCACAGUGAUAGGAGAAUAACACUGACCAUGUUCAGGGCCUGGAGGCAGUACCCAGCACUGAUGAAGGAGGAAAGAGAAAAAGAGGCAAGGAGAGAGCAGCUACGCAAGAGAGUAGCCGAAAUUCUCCCCGACUUCCAAAGAUGACAGGAAGGACUCUGGGCAACGCUCCCUCCUUGAUGAGCAGAGUGGACCUAAGUGGAAGGCUUCAGCUAGUGAUGUGAGCUUACCCCUGUGAAUGACAGGAGCUCUUCCUGGUUUGGUGCAGUGGGGGGCAAAGGAGGUGUUCUAGGGCCCAUGGCCACUUGUGUUUCAAGUGCCACUUUUACCGUUCAGUCUAACCUGAGGAUGACAGUGGAAACUGGACUGUUGGUGUCACUCUUUAGCCACAAGGCUGCUUUCCCACAGUGGGAACACACCAGAGCAACACCCCAUCAGACAGGCAGUGAGCAGGGCUAGAACACGAGAAUCAAGGCAGGAUAAAUUCCAGGCCAGAUGCACUUUGCUUCCAAACCUCCCCAGGGAUUUUUGCUGCCUUUAGCACAGGGCUGUCGAAUUGAAACACUGAACUUCCUCCCUAAGGGACAGGAAGCGCAGAACCGAAACGUGCCUUUUUGCACUGGAGCAGAGCCCGGGAAGUCUUUCUGUUGUCAGUACUCUUGCCUUGUGGUUUGACACAAUGUGGCUGUAUCUGCAAAUAAAGCAGCGGACGUGUUGUUCCUUGA
Chelonia mydas (Green sea turtle) is the source of this 3443-nucleotide messenger RNA. RefSeq names its product coiled-coil domain containing 191 (gene CCDC191). The coding region runs from base 58 to 2865 and encodes 935 amino acids. NCBI's taxonomy places the organism in Eukaryota, Metazoa, Chordata, Testudines, Cheloniidae. The record is from RefSeq and is a predicted model, not a curated record. Gene Ontology annotation, molecular function: phosphatase binding. The transcript is spliced from 18 exons.